Messenger RNA from Diceros bicornis minor, 4109 nucleotides. It is a transcript of the gene TTC39A, whose product is annotated as tetratricopeptide repeat domain 39A. Gene Ontology annotation, molecular function: protein binding. The coding region runs from base 165 to 2210 and encodes 681 amino acids. The transcript has 19 exons. The record is from RefSeq and is a predicted model, not a curated record. NCBI's taxonomy places the organism in Eukaryota, Metazoa, Chordata, Mammalia, Perissodactyla, Rhinocerotidae.
CGUGCUCUGAUGAGUCACUGUUAAGAGCAUCUGGGGCCUGGAGGUGGUGGCUGGUUAACUCCUCAUGGGCCGGUGGCUCUUGCCAGAAGACCAGGUUGGCUUCCACCCCUGACCCUAGACGUGUACCUCAAGGUUGGGCUCACAGUGGAUAUCUGAGGAGUGUCAUGGGUGACCCCCAUAUAGGCACUGUGGAUUCAGGGGAGAGGGGACCAAGGGGGCAAGAGGCAAGAGUGUGCACUGUGGAGUCAGGAGGGCUGGGUUCCAACCGCAAUUUGACAUUUAUUAGGACUCCUGUGAGCAGCCUCCAUGAGGCCCUGGACCAGUGCAUGACCGCCCUGGACCUCUUCCUCACCAACCAGUUCUCAGAAGCACUCAGCUACCUCAAGCCCAGAACCAAGGAGAGCAUGUACCACUCACUGACAUACGCGACCAUCCUGGAGAUGCAGGCCAUGAUGACCUUUGACCCUCAGGACAUCCUGCUUGCUGGCAACAUGAUGAAGGAGGCGCAGUCGCUGUGUCAGAGGCACCGGAGGAAGUCCUCUGUAACAGAUUCCUUCAGCAACCUGGUGCACCGCCCCACUAUGGAGCAGUUCACAGAAGAGGAAAUCCACGCGGAGGUGUGCUACGCGGAAUGCCUGCUGCAGAGAGCCGCCCUAACCUUCCUGCAGGAUGAGAACAUGGUGAGCUUCAUCAAGGGCGGCAUCAAAGUUCGCAACAGCUACCAGACCUACAAGGAGCUGGACAGCCUCGUGCAGUCCUCACAGUACUGCAAGGGAGAGAACCACAGGCACUUUGAAGGAGGAGUGAAGCUCGGUGUGGGGGCCUUCAACCUGACGUUGUCCAUGCUUCCUACCAGGAUCCUGCGGCUGCUGGAGUUCGUGGGGUUUUCAGGAAACAAGGACUACGGGCUGCUGCAGCUGGAGGAGGGCGCAGCGGGGCACAGCUUCCGCGCCGUGCUCUGCGUCAUGCUGCUGCUGUGCUACCACACCUUCCUCACCUUCGUGCUGGGCACCGGGAACGUCAACAUCGAGGAGGCAGAGAAGCUCCUGAAGCCCUACCUGAAGCGAUACCCUAAGGGCGCCAUCUUCCUGUUCUUCGCUGGGCGGAUUGAAGCCAUUAAAGGCAAUGUAGACGCAGCCAUCCGGCGGUUCGAGGAGUGCUGCGAGGCCCAGCAGCACUGGAAGCAGUUCCACCACAUGUGCUACUGGGAGCUGAUGUGGUGUUUCACCUACAAGGGCCAGUGGAAGAUGGCCUACUUCUACGCCGACCUGCUCAGCAAGGAGAACUCCUGGUCCAAGGCCACCUACAUCUACAUGAAGGCCGCCUACCUCAGCAUGUUUGGGAAGGAAGACUACAAGCCCUUCGGGGACGAUGAAGUGGAGUUGUUUAGAGCCGUGCCAGGCCUGAAACUCAAGAUUGCUGGGAAAUCUCUACCCACGGAGAAGUUUGCCAUCCGGAAAUCCAGACGCUACCUCUCCCCGAACCCUGUCUCCUUGCCAGUCCCUGCUCUGGAAAUGAUGUACAUUUGGAAUGGCUACGCUGUGAUUGGGAAGCAGCCGGAACUGACAGACGGGAUGCUUGAGGUUAUCACCAAGGCUGAAGAGAUGCUGGAAAAGGGCCCAGAGAACGAGUAUGCAGUGGAUGAUGCGUGCUUGGUGAAGCUGCUGAAAGGCCUGUGUCUGAAAUAUCUGGGCCGCGUCCAGGAGGCCGAGGAGAGUUUCAGGAGCAUUCCUGCCAAUGAAAAGAAGAUUAAAUAUGACCACUACUUGAUCCCAAAUGCCCUGCUGGAGCUGGCCCUGCUGUUUAUGGAGCAAGGCAGAAACGAAGAGGCUGUCAAACUCUUAGAAACUGCCAACCCAGGGAUCUGUCUCUUGAAACGACUCCCUCAAGCUUGGGGACCCAACAGGACCAAGAGUGGUUCCAGAGGGUAUGAUACCUGGGCAAAACUACAAGAAUUACUCCAUGGAGUCAAGGACACAUUUUCGAAUCCAGGCAGCCACACUCCAAGCCAAAUCUUCCCUAGAGAAUGGCAACAGAUCCAUGGUCUCCUCAGUGUCCUUGUAGUUUGGUGCAGCACUCCCGGGCUGGAAGACGGAGACAGCUGGACAGAGCUCCUGGAAACAUUUCAGAAAGCCCCCUUCCCCCUGCCCUCCCCUGCCCUGACCUGCCUUUGGGGUCCACUGGUGCUCCAAUGGGAUGGCACGACAUAGGUAUCCGUGCAGCAGCGAAGCUGGCAUUGUCACCAGUGUGACCAAGGGCCUUUGCCAAGGACAGAGCAGGUGGACCCUCCGCCUGCCCUAUCACACAUACGGGUACUUGUUUUUCACUGUGAUGUUUAAGAGAAUGUAUGAACAGUUUACAUUUUCCUUAGAAAUACAUUGAUGGGAUCAUAGUUUGCUUUUAAAAAAAAAAAAAAAGACCAACAACCAACCACCUGUAAAUCUUUGUUUUAACCCAUACUGAUCUAGAGGUAAAUCUAUAUGAUGCCAAAGGCCAGACUGCUGUUCAGACUUCAGCAAGGUCUCAGCUUCCGGGCUGAGAGGACCCUUCCUGUCAGGAGGGUCUGCACCUCAGGCGUUGAGGCUUUUGGGGUCCGGCAUAGAGGUCGCACACAGACACCCACUACUUUACUUCUUGCACUUCAUUGUCACUCCCUUUGUAACUUUCCAAUUUAAGAAAAUCAAACAUGUCUUUUUAGUGAGAUAAUUUUCAUUUGAGUCCAUCCGUAGAAAAAUCAGUCUCCACCGGUAAGGAAUGGGGAUGCCCAGGCCUGAUGGAAGGGGCCCUUUCUAUGCCAAAGCCAAGGAGUUCGGGGUGGGGAGGUUUCGCUGUAUGCCAAACUGGACCACUGGGAAUAAUUUAUGAAACGUGAAAAUCUUCUGUACUUCAGUCUGAGGUACAUUUAUUUACUGACAGCAUUUUUCUUAGAAGUAGAAUAGUUAUUCUUGGCUUGUUGUAUGUGUCUUAGAUUUUUCAGUUAAGAUAAAAGAAAUAUUUAAGUAAUAAAACUUACACACUUAAGAGAUCAUGCAACAUCUAUUUCCGUAAAAUAUGUGUUGCUUGAAUUCCUGGGCAGGGCAGAAAGUCUGGAGCAGAAGCCAUGUGGCCCAUGUAUGUUUUAUUUAGACAACAUGAUGUUUUAAAAUUUUUAGAAUAAGUUAUUAACAUUUAAAAAUGGGGAGAUUUCACAAAUAAAUAUGGUUUCUGGCCUCUUACUUAAAAAAAAUGAUCUGGGAACAUUGGGCCUUAUUCCCAUGAGCCAACAAUCAGUUGCAGCAGAGUAGAGGCUGCUUCAAACACACCCUACCUUUCUGGCCCCUAAAAGUAUCUGAAUUUGCAGCCUCUGGGACUGUUCAAGUGAGAACUCAAGUUCAGUGACCAACACCAAUUUCCACCAUUCACGAUCUAAUGACAGCGUACUUCAAUUUAACUGUUUCCCUGGAGGAAAAUUGUACACAGUAAAAAGAUUCAUCUAUGAAAACAUGACUCCUCAUCUACAUGAAUGCAAUUUCUGUAAGGGAAGAACCACAGACAGCUUUCCCAGUCUUCCAGCAUUGCUGUAUUUAGCAAACUCUUCUGAACAUUUGCCAGGGGCUGGGUGGGUUAAUCUAUUAAUAUACAGUUAACCAGCCUCCUGUGACUGAUACUGAAUGAAGUCAUGGGUUUUAGGUAACGCAUAUUCUCAGUAGGAAAAAAAGCAGAAAACUCGCAUCUAACCCUUACUUUUGCACUGAGUACUGUCAAAGCAGAAAUGCUAUGAAAAAAAAAUUUCUCAUUUUGUUAGAACCAGACGAGAGAAUGCUCUCCAUAGAGAGUGAGCCCUUUGCAAGCCCUCUCUCUACCAAAGCCUGGAUGCUGGAAGACCAGCCUGCUCCUAGGUUGUUGGGCAGGGCAGGGUGAAUGGGGUGAACUGGAGCCAGCCUGCUGAAUGAGGGGGGCCUUUUGUGGCUCCUCCAUAUUAGAAGCUUCCUACUGCUGUGUCAAAGCAGCCCUGGUCACAGGAUACCAAAGAUAUAAUUUGCAAAAUUGCAGUUCAAAAAACCUUUUAUUCAUUGUACGUGUUUUUGCUUUUAUUUUUAAAAUUUUAUGCCAGGGUGGUUUCCUUGUCA